AUGAAAGAGUUACCCAUGAUUCAACUUCCUCCUGUUUCUGGUAUGGAUCGUUUGCCUUUACCAAUGCCGUUUAACGCUUCAGAUUUACUUUUGAGGUAUCCUUUAGGAUUUUCGUCUCCAACAAAUCAAGGUUACUUAUCAGAUUUCAAAUUACAUCUUCCAGCAAGUUUAGCCACAGAUCCGCGAUUGUGGUCGAGAGAAGAUGUUGUUUACUUUUUAAGAUGGUGUGAAACAGAAUUCGAUCUGCCACAUUUCGAUAUGGAUUUAUUUCAAAUGAACGGAAAAGCUCUUUGUUUCCUCACCAAGAGUGACCUUAACGAAAGAUGCUCUUGGUCCGGAAGAGUUUUACAUAACGUUCUACAGCUCCUUAUACGAGAAACAAAUUCAUUACAAAGAUGUUUACCGUCCAGUCCGGGAACCCCACCGUCUAGGCAUCCGUCUUAUCCAUUUGGACCUCUGCCCUACGGAGGAUGGUCAUUGUCGGAUCUGUAUGCUCAAAAUGCAGCGCACAUAAUUAAUUCUACUAACCCUGUGACUCUCAGUCCGGCGCCUUCUACCGAUAGCCAAUCAAGAAGUCCAGAACAUUCUUCUACGGAUAACCAAGCAUCCAGCGGUAAGAGGCAUCACUUUUUUUUAAAAUUAGGAUUUUUGUUCCGAAUAAAAAAAAAAAAUGUUUUAUUUAACUUGAUGAUGAAAGGUUUUGAAAGUGGAGGUAGCACUGGAAGCCAUCAGUCUGAUUCUGAAGAAGAAAGUUUUGUCGACAAUAGUCCUCCCACAUUACCUCCGCCUGCUCCUUCCACUUCUCCCGGAGCAAAUCACAAAGCUGGAAUUUCAUCACAUAGGCAAUCACAAUCAUCACAACAGCAGCAACAACAGCAGCAGCAGCAACAACAACAACAACAUUUUUUCCCUCCCGGUUCAAAUGAUGUACCGCAUGAACCGAACACAAAUGGUCGCCUUCUCUGGGAUUUUCUUCAACAGUUAUUAAAUGAUCCCGCUCAGAGAUAUACAAAUUUUAUUGCUUGGAAAAAUCACGAAACUGGAGUAUUUAAAAUUGUUGAUCCCGCCGGUUUGGCCAAACUUUGGGGCAUACAAAAAAAUCAUCUCUCGAUGAAUUACGAUAAAAUGUCCAGAGCCUUACGUUACUAUUACAGAGUUAACAUUCUAAGAAAGGUUCAAGGGGAAAGGCAUUGUUAUCAGUUUUUAAGGAAUCCUAGCGAACUAAAAUCAAUAAAAAAUAUUUCUCUUCUUCGGCAACAAAUUUCACUUCAACAGCAACAACAGCAGCAGCAACAACAACAACAACAACAACACUCUCCUUCUUCUCAUUCAUCAAUAACCAUAACACCGAUUAAAAAAGAGCCUUUAAAGGAUGAUUCAGCGAUGGACGUGAUGUCUGAUGGCGACGGUCCGACAGAUUUAUCGACAAGAUUUACACAGUCUCCGACUCCUUCUCCAAAACAAGAAAGUGAAAAACCCACAGAUCUUUCUGUCGGUGAACCGACGAUGCAUUUAACCAUUGUCAAAUCCGAAUAA
This is a messenger RNA of Pediculus humanus corporis (human body louse), 1536 nucleotides long. RefSeq names its product transcription factor ETV6, putative. Gene Ontology annotation, biological process: cell differentiation; regulation of transcription by RNA polymerase II. The transcript is spliced from 5 exons. Gene Ontology annotation, cellular component: nucleus. The coding region runs from base 1 to 1536 and encodes 511 amino acids. Gene Ontology annotation, molecular function: DNA-binding transcription factor activity, RNA polymerase II-specific; sequence-specific DNA binding. The record is from RefSeq and is a predicted model, not a curated record. Lineage: Eukaryota; Metazoa; Arthropoda; Insecta; Psocodea; Pediculidae.